Molecule: messenger RNA, 4750 nt
Organism: Camarhynchus parvulus
Lineage: Eukaryota; Metazoa; Chordata; Aves; Passeriformes; Thraupidae
Gene: ZNF142
Product: zinc finger protein 142
Exons: 5
Coding region: 1-4632 (1543 amino acids)
Biological process (GO): regulation of gene expression
Cellular component (GO): nucleus
Source: RefSeq, a predicted model, not a curated record
AUGCGGGAGACAGGCGAGAAGGCUCAUCGCUGCCCACUCUGCCACUAUAGCUCAGUGGAGAAGAACGCUCUCAACCGCCACAUGGCCAGCAUGCACGAGGACAUCUCCAACUUCUACUCCGAUGUUUACUCCUGCCCCGUCUGUGAAGAGAAGUUUCGGCUCAGCCAGGCCCUCAAGGAGCACUUGAAGACUCACAAAGCUGAACCCAAGAGGCUGAGCUGCUUCCACGGGGACUGCAACUACUGUGCAGAGGACCGUAAGGAGUUUGUCCGUCACCUCAAGGAUGCUCAUGGCAUCAAGGCGGUGGAGUGCAAGUACCACGCCUGCUCCCUGCUCUUUGGCACAGCUGAGGCCAUGGAGGCUCACCGGAAAACCCACUACGCCUUCCACUGCCAGCAGUGUGACUUCAUCUGCUCCAACAAGCACGUUUUCCGCAAGCACAAGAAGCAGGGCCACCCGGGCAGCGAGCAGCUCCAGUGCAGUUUCUGCCCCUAUGCCACUUUCAACCCUGUGGAGUUUCAUGACCAUGUGGGCAAGAUGCACGCCAACGAGAAGAUCCACAAGUGCACUGAGUGUGCCUUCGCCACAGCGCACAAGCGGGUGCUCAUCCGGCACAUGCUGUUGCACACUGGAGAGAAACCUCACAAGUGUGAGCUCUGCGACUUCACGUGCCGGGAUGUGAGCUACCUGUCCAAGCACAUGCUGACCCAUUCCAAUGACAAGAACUUCAUGUGCACUGAGUGUGGGUACAUCACCAAGUGGAAGCACUACCUGAACGUCCACAUGCGCAAGCACACGGGAGAUCUCCGGUACCAGUGUAACCAGUGCUCGUACCGGUGUCACCGUGCUGACCAGCUGAGCAGCCACAAGCUGCGGCACCAGGGCAAAAGUCUGAUCUGCGAGGUGUGCGGCUUUGCCUGCAAGCGCAAGUACGAGCUGCAGAAGCACAUGCAGGCAAAGCACUCGCAGAACUACCAAGUUCCUGUCUUCCAGUGCCAGUACUGCACCUACCAGACCAAGUACAAGCAGGCUCUGCUGAACCAUGAGAACUGCAAGCACACCAAGCAGAAGGAGUUUCGCUGUGCCCUCUGUUCGUAUUGCACCUUCAGUAACACCAGCCUCUUCUUCCAUAAGCGCAAGAUUCAUGGCUAUGUUCCUGGUGACAAGGACUGGCUGGAAAAUUACGCCAGCAAGGAGCUGGAGAUCAGCUCAUCUGAGGCACUCUUUGGCUGUGAGGUCGGUGCAGCCCUGCACGUGGAUGCCAGUUCCCCCCUCACUGGCAAGGAGCAGUGGAUGAAGGAGAAGCCAUCCCAGGUGGAGUCCCAGGGAGAAGAGGGCUACCAGCAAGUGUUCAUGGUGCCCCUCCUUGAGCAGGAUGCCGCUCCGCCAGAGAGCAGCAGUGAGGCAGAGAGAGGCGAGGGGGAGCAGAGCUGUCCUAUUGCUGGCAAUGCCCUGGAAGAUGACUGCAUGCAAGGAAAUGCUGCCACAGGCUCUACUGAGCUCACUGCUUCUGAAGAUGCAGCAGAGAGCUGCACCUUGCACUUGGAGGCACUGAAUGUCUCAUCUGACCCUCUCCUGGAGAACUUGACUGGAGAAGCCUGUGUGACCCAGCCAGAGAGCGUGGAAAUGCUGUCCUGCAAGGAGCCUCCUGCAGCCUAUGAGAUGCUGGGCUCCCAGGAUGGUCUUGGCUUGGAGGACAGUGGCAAUACACUCGAAGACAUCCCAGACUUUGAGGAAGAGGUAGAUGUACAGGAAGACAAGGUGGUGAAGGGCAGUGUAGCGGCAGGAGACAACCAGCGAAAAGACACCCUAAAGGAGGACAUGGGCCGCCUUGAGGGGUCAUGUUCAGACCACCACAAGGUCGUGGCAGACACUGAGGAGAGCGAGACCAGCCAAGCCAAGCUGCCAGAGGCCUGGCUCAGCAUGCUGAAGACACCUGAACAGGGCCACCUGCCUGUCCCAGAGGAUGCGCCCACCUCCAGUGACAAAACCGGGGGCGGCUCGGAGUCAGUGCUGAAGGCUCUGCGGAAGCAGGACAAAGAGCAGGCAGAGACACUGGUGCUGGAGGGCAGGGUGCAGAUGCUGGUGGUGCAGUCGGAGAGCCAGGUCUUUAAGUGUGACAAGUGCUCAUACAUCACACGGAAGGAGAAAUCCAUGUCCCUGCACUCCAAAGCCAGCUGCCAGAGCCGCCGGGCCCCGCUCGUGUGCCGUGAGUGUGGCACCAGCUUUAAGCAGCAGAGGGGACUCAACACACACCUCCUAAAGAAGUGCCCAGUUCUCCUGAAGAACAACAAGAACCUCAAACCAACCAAUCAGGAGGCACCUGGACUGUGCCAGCCUGCUGACCAGCCUGGUGAUAAUGGUACAGAAACAGCAGAGAGUGAGAAAGGAGGCUCAGAGGAGUUUGGGCAUGCUGAGAGCUCUUGGGAAGCUGACCUGCUACCUGAUAAAACACAAGCAGCAGGCAUUCCUUUGGCUGGGGCACAGACAUCAGGCUGUCAAGCCUCUGAGAAAUCCCUGCUGGGUGACAGCACAGAGGUGGCCAAAGAGCCUCCCCAGCAAGGGGGUGGGACUGAGCCAGGUGGAGCUGCUGGUGCCUCCCAGUCUGGGAAACCCUCAGAGAAAUACCGACUGGAGGGAGGGAAGCUGCACUGCAAUGCCUGCUCCUUUGUGUGCUCCCGUGUCACCACCAUCACCUCCCAUGUGGAGGAUGGCUGCCGGAACCUGGAGCAGUUCUGGUGCUCCCAGUGCCCUGAAACCUUCCGCUCCCGGCGGGCCCUCAAGAGCCAUUGUGCUGAAAAGCACAUUGUGCAUCGCGAGGAUGAAUCCCAAAGGACCGAACUCCCUGAGGGGGACCCACUCAGUGUUGAGAAAGACCAGACCAGUGAGCUCCCACUGGAUGCAGCCCCACCAAAAGCCACCCUGCCCAAGAGGAGGCGUUUCUCCUGCCCCACCUGCCCCUUCACCUGCCACCAGGAACGGGCCAUGAAGACUCACAAGAAGAGGGGCUGUGUGACCCUGGGUGAGUUCCGCUGCACCUCCUGCCCCUUCACCUCCAAGGUGGCCAAAGCCCUGCGGCUGCACCGCAGGCUGCACCGCAAGCAUUACAGCAAGCGGCCGCAGCUGCAGUGCCGCCAGUGCGAGUUCACCUGCAAGCAGGCCCGGUGCCUGCGGCAGCACAUCCGCAUCAAGCACGAGGGGGUGAAGCCGCACAAGUGCCGCUACUGCGAGUUCAGCACCACACGGCGCUACCGCCUGGAGGCCCACCAGUCCCUGCACACUGGUGUGGGGCGCAUUGCCUGCGGCAUCUGCAGCCAGACCUUCGGCACCAACUCCAAGCUGCGCAUCCACCGCCUGCGCGUGCACGAGAAGACACCCACCCAUUUCUGCCCGCUCUGCGACUACAGCAGCUACCUGCAGAAUGACAUCACCCGCCACGUCAACAGCUGCCACCACGGUGAGCUCAACUUCGGCUGCUCCCGCUGCGAGGCUCGCUUCAGUUCUGAGACGGCCCUCAAGCAGCACGUCCUGCGGCGGCACGAGGAGAAGGUUUCCUACAGCUGCCCACGCUGUGACUUCGUGUGUCACAGUGAGGCCACGCUCAAGUGCCACGUGCAGAAGCAGCACCCACACCUGGAGUGCAGCACCUGCAAGGAGACCUUUGCCACCCGGGAGGCACUGGAGGAGCACAAGACGCAGCAUUUCAGCCACCGCUGUGAGCUGUGCAGCUUUGCAGCCAAGGAGCGGCAGCAGCUGGUGCGGCAUUACAUGGAGAGCCAUGAGCCAGCUGCCCCCCAGGACAAACCGCUGCACUGCCCUUUCUGUGACUUUGCCUGCCGGCACCAGCUUGUGUUUGACCAGCACAUGAAGGGCCAUGGGGGCACCCGCGUGUACAAGUGCUCAGACUGUGAGUACACCACCAAGAACAGGCAAAAGAUCACGUGGCACAUCCGCAUCCACACUGGUGAGAAGCCCUACAAGUGCCACCUCUGUAAAUACGCCUGCGCUGACCCCUCACGUCUCAAGUAUCACAUGCGGAUCCACAAGGAGGAGAGGAAAUACCUCUGCCCUGACUGCGGCUACAAAUGCAAAUGGGUGAACCAGCUCAAGUACCACAUGACAAAGCACACGGGCCUGAAGCCAUACCGGUGCGAUGAGUGCGAGUACUGCACCAACCGCGCGGACGCCCUGCGGGUGCACAAGGAGACACGGCACCAGGAGGCCCGUUCCUUCAUCUGCGAGCAGUGUGGCAAGGCCUUCAAGACGCGCUUUCUCCUCAAGACCCACCUGAAGAAGCACAGCGAGGAGAAGCCCUACGUGUGCAAUGCCUGCGGGCGGGCUUUCCGCUGGGCAGCUGGCCUGCGCCACCACUACCUGACCCACACCAACGAGCACCCCUUCUUCUGCCGCUACUGCCCCUACAAGGCCAAGCAGAAGUUCCAGGUCAUCAAACACAUCCACCGGCAUCACCCUGAGCACAGGGCUGUUGACCCUAGCCAGGGGGUGGGAAAGGACCCCAGCACACACACUGUCCACCUUCACAGCGUGCAGAGGGAGAGCCAGGCCAAGGGGGCCCCCAGGAUGGAGCAGGAAGGAGAGUGCCCUGCAGAGAAGGAUGGCACAGCACAGUGAGGCUGAAUCCCAACUGCUUUAAGGGGCUGGUGGCACAGGCCUGCUGCAGAGAUGUAUGUGUGUGUAUAUACAGGCAUAUAUGUAUAUGGGUUGUAAAAUACACAACUGUAUAAAAGGA